Mesorhabditis spiculigera is the source of this 927-nucleotide messenger RNA. The record is from the annotation of a GenBank genome assembly. NCBI's taxonomy places the organism in Eukaryota, Metazoa, Nematoda, Chromadorea, Rhabditida, Rhabditidae.
AUGGGAACGGUCCACAUAUUGUUGUUUGUAUUUCUGGCCACUGCUUUUGCAGAUUAUUGCCCAUCCGGUUAUGUUAAUUCCAAUGGGAUCUGCCUGUGGGGUAGUACACCACACGGAGAUGGAACGAUAGAUUCGGCUCGCCAUCAAUGCGCCCUAAAUGGAGCCCAACUCCCAAAAAUCACCGAUGCUUUCUAUAACUCCCAAAUUGCACAAAUUCCAAAGAACGAUACAAGCUCCGAUCGAACAUUUUUGAUUGGUGUUAUCAAGGGAGCUGAUGGGAAUUGGACGUAUGCCGAUGGAACACAGCUAGCAUAUCAAAAAUGGGCGCCGGGUCAACCCGACAACCGUGAUUCUUGCGCAAUCAUCGAUAAUUCAACCUUUUGGUACUCGCGAAGCUGCUCCAAACCGUCGAAGCUGAUCUGUGCUCUUGCGCCCCAACCGACCGCUCGUUGCCAGCCAGGCUGGAUAUUUUUUAACCAAAGCUGCUAUUGGUUCCAGGACCUGACCUUCAACUCUGACCAACAAUGGAACCUUUUCAACUUUGACGAUGCGCAGCAGGCUUGUAAUGCUUCCGGUUCACAACUGGUUUCGAUUCAUUCAAAGAUUGAGGCCGAUUUUGUGUACGACCUUGUCUACGCGCACUUUGUCAACGAAACUGUUGCUGGAUAUGACAGACCAUGUGAUUGGGGGUGGACCUGGAUUGGUCUUGCCCACUCACCCUCACCCAAUUCAACAUUCUGGCUUGAUGGGUCUCCCCUGGAUUACUGUGGUUUCGGGAACGGAGAUUGUGUGAUUGCCGAGAUGUAUGACUGCGGCUUUGAGGUUCAUAAUGAUGCAUCUUGCUACCCGAAGCAGCCUAAAAUGUGGAACUGGUGGUUGGCAGGGUUUCACUACUCGCGUUAUAUCUGCAAAAAGGGCACCAUUAAU